Cordyceps militaris CM01 is the source of this 609-nucleotide messenger RNA. Its product is annotated as cyclase/dehydrase family protein. The record is from RefSeq and is a predicted model, not a curated record. Gene Ontology annotation, molecular function: ubiquinone binding. The transcript has a single exon. NCBI's taxonomy places the organism in Eukaryota, Fungi, Ascomycota, Sordariomycetes, Hypocreales, Cordycipitaceae. Gene Ontology annotation, biological process: cellular respiration; ubiquinone biosynthetic process. Gene Ontology annotation, cellular component: mitochondrion. Bases 1 to 609 code for a protein of 202 amino acids.
AUGUCAAUCCGAGCAGCGACGAAACGUCUACCACUAUUGCCUCGCAGCCGUCCCAUCGCAUGCGGCCGCGCAUUUCUCACACUACCCAACGGCAAGAGUCAAACGCUCACAGCGUCGCGGACGCUACCAUACACCCAGGACGAACUGUACAAACUCGUCGCCGACGUCGAUUCGUAUUCGCAGUUUGUGCCAUACUGCGCCCAGUCACGCGUGACGCAGUGGUCAGCGCCCGACGACGCAGGCCGCCAGUGGCCGACGCGGGCGGACCUACACAUUGGCUGGGGUGGUCUCAACGAGCAGUUUACGAGCCGUCUGCGCUGCGUGCCCGGUGUCUCCGUCGAGGCGGUCAGCGGCGACCCGACCGGCGCGUCGUCGGCGCCCAACGCGUCGGCCGUCUUCAAGAGCCUCGUCACGCGCUGGUCGCUGCGUCCGCUCACAGCGCAGCCGUCGCCGGCCACCACCGAGGUGAACCUGAGCAUCAAGUAUCAGUUCACCAACCCGCUAUACGCGGCCGUCAGUGCAGCCGUCUCGGACAAGGUUGCGGCUCUCAUGAUUGAAGCCUUUGAAAAGCGGGCAAAGGAGCAGCUCGGUCACCACCGUCGAGCGUAA